ACCACCACCCCCCCCCCCCCGACCUCAACAACCCCAUACCCCAGACAAUAUCUGAGAUUAAUUCAAUGAAAAUAUAGAUCAUCGAGAGAGAGAGAGAGAGAGAGGGGGGGGGGAGGGGAAAGAAGAAAAAGCAUUUUAUAAUACAGCAAAAGUGCAAUGAGUUGGUAACAUCUUUGAGAGGGAAUGAGGACGGAGGCAAUGAGGGAGCACAGUUAAAACUAGCUGUUCUCAUUAAAUGAGGCCUGGUUAAGGUUUUCGUGGCAUUUGGAAGAAAAACAUCAUCUGACUGGUGAUCUUCCGUUGACUGUAACACUUCGCAGCUCCAACUCCAAAUGAAUGGCUCCCAGUUGUAUUCAAAACGAAAAUAUUGAGUAAAUGUUUCUGUAAUCGAGAGACAUAAGCACGUCAAGCAAUGCAUAAAGGCUACUGACUGGUCAAUUUGAAGCUUUACAUAUCCUGGCUAAUAAGUAUCCUGUGUCAUGAAACUUACACCAAAUCACGCUCCAUUGUAUGGGGAGUCUGUUCUCUCUGUGCUCUUGGAUGAUGAGCACACAAUCGAAGAGGAUGUAGCCCACUACCUGGUGUUCUCUGGUUCCAGCCAACACCAUUUAACCAGCACACACAGGAUAGACCAGAAUACAUUGCAGACUGUCACUCCUGCUCACAACUGCUGUGAGACAGUGAAAGUUGUGCUGUGUGCCUCCAAGGAAGGAUUUCCCGUCUCUGUGCUGGCAGAAGAGAAUUUCCAGUAUGUACAGGACACUGCGUAUGACAUGGCACAGUUCCUGGUGAGCAGUGCUGGAUCUCAAGAAGCACUCAACGCUAUUAGGAUAAUGGAUAACUUCCGCGUAUCCUCCGACAACGUGGCAUUACUGGAUAAAAAUUUGACUUUGGAGGUGCAACAUCUGGUCUUGCCGUCCAUGUGGAAUGUCCUGGGACCAGACGCCAAGCUGCCAGCUUCCAUCCCUCGGGAAACGUUAAUGCAUUUUGCAGCAAGGCUGGGUUUAUCCAGACUAGCCUCAUUCCUACUACAACAGCCAGGUGGACAAGAGGCUCUUGGUAUCGCCAACCUUGAUGGUGCCACACCCGUUAAUCUUGCAGCACAGAGAGGUUUCCACGGUCUAGAGGAGCUUCUUACACAGCAAAAGCCUGAUGCAGCUUUACCGGGAGACGUAACACCAGUCGUAUCCUCUGAAGACUAUUCUGUGCGCUACCAGCGGCACUUGAACGUUUACAUGUACACCAUCAACAACCCCCAGGGAGCAGAGUGCAACAGCAUGGAACACAACAUCAGUGAACUGCAGAGAUACAUCGAGUCUCACAGAUGCGAAAUGGGUACGCUUUCUACACCAUCCCAUCAGUCGCAGCCCGGACUAUCACAACCUGUUGAAACUGUUGAAAAUUUAAGAACUGAAGAGGGUUGUAAAUCCAAUAGCACCGGCAUCAUUGCACAAAUGCCAGCUGAAAUACCUGCUGAGCAGUCAGCUUGUCUGAAAUCAACCCCACUUGAGAGCAUGCCAGUUGAUGAACAAGAGUUGACUGAUUGGUGUCCUGAGGCAAAAAAUGCAAAGGAUCAAGGAAAUAUCACCGAAAAUAAUAUUACUGAGCCAGAAUUGGAGGAUGAAGCAGCCAGUUCUGAAGCUAUGAGCUUGCACUUGGAGCUGGAAGGACAACAGAAGGAGUCUGGGUUGAUGGUAGACUCUGGGAAUAUAGCAAGUAACGUGCAGAAUGUAUCUGAUGUGGAGUGUGAUAAAAACAGUCUAUCCUGUGAUGAAGCUCAUGUGGAAACUACAAUAUCAUCUGAAGAACUUGAGUCCAGUCAAGUGUGUGUGCUCACUGAAGAUGCUCCGCAAGGGGAAAUGAUGGACAGUGUGAUGAAUGUAGAUAGUGGCAGCCCUGACAAUAAAACAAUAGACUCUGUAACAGGUCUUGAUGAAGUAAAGGUGGAACCUGCUCUGAUUGAGGGAAGUAAGUCCGAAGAGGUCAAAAAUCAUGUUGAAUUGGUCACUGAUACAAAUAUCCUGAGUGAUGAUAGUGGGUCAACAGAGGAAUAUGUCCAGGCGACAGAUUGUCAGCUGAACAAUGGAAGUCCUCCACUCACUGAACAGAUUGCAGAAUUGAAGGUAGAUAUGGAGUUGAGCAAUGAUGAGCCCAGUGCAGAUGUUGAUGGCUCACACUUCGGUGUAAUUAAUGAAUCUAAUGUUGAAGCUGACUUAGAGGUAAAAAGUGAUAAAAUGUUUGCAAAUUCACAAGACUUGAUCUCCGAUUCAGUUAAGGAAUGUGAAGGAGUAAACCACAAAAUGACUGAAGAGGCAGAGACUGCACAGAAUCUCGAAAUGUCUGAAAUGCUUUAUUCAUUGGAUGACAAUAAGGACUAUGAACAGACUUGCCCUACAUCAGAAGGGCUACUUUUAAAUGUCUUAGAAAGUGAACCUGAACAAAAUGAUGAUCAAUUGGAAAUGGACUGUCUUUGUGAUGAUGAGUGGUCUAAACAAGUUGAUGCAUUGCUAGAAACUGCUUCUGAUUCCAGCUUGGGUGAGGACCAUAUAGUGUCAACAGAAAUCCAAUCGAUUGUGGAUAUAAACAAAGGAGCUUCUGAAAGUGAGCAUAUUGAAGUUUUGUUGUCAUCGGAUUGCAGCUCGGAAGAAGAGCCAUCUUGGUUGCCAGCUGCAGUGGAAAGUCCAACUGCACUCAGUGAAGGUGAUGGUCCCCAAGGAGGUAAAAGGACAUUGGCAUUCUUAUCCAAACCUACUGAUGCAGUUGUGUAUCCCCAGAACCAGGAAGUGUUACUUAGUAUAGUUGAGGAACCUGCUGAUUAUAUGGUGAACAGUUCUUCAGAUUCUGAGGAUCAUUUUCAACAAAAUGGGGAGCCUUCAAUUGUAGAUAAGGAUGAUGCCUGGGUGAACGAAGAUAAUGGAUUAGGAAGUGAAGCAAAUGGCAAAAAUGAAAACUUUUUCCUUCAAGAUGAAAAGAUUAACACUAUUCCUUUGGAUACAAAAGCGAUGCAGUAUCCUACUGAUCAAAAAUUUAACACCAUGCUGGAUGCAAAUGGGAAUUUAGAAACAGUUGCUUCGAAAGAAGGGCUACCAGAGGAUGAAGUUGACAGUGUCCAGAAUUUGCCUGAGGAUCUCGCUGGCCUUUUCUCUGAGUUGAUUAGUCGUGAGAGCUGGUGUCCUGAUCCCGCGCUGGUGCAACCAAAACAGAGUGCCAGCACAGCUGGAUAUGACCGGUUGUCUGAGCAACAGUUGGUUGUUGAGUGUACGUCAUCGAUGCCUGUGACUGGGCGUCCUUUGUGCCAUUCAGAUGGGGCGAUCAGUGAUGAGACCACCGAGACUGCUGAACUGUUCAUGACGGUUCAAGAUGGACAGAACGUAGGGUAUGAAAUAAGCGGCGUAACCACAAAUAGUUCAACUAUUGGGGACCCUGAACCCUCCGAGGUGACAGCAGCCCUUGAAGCUGAUGUAUUCUUGCCACCUGGCACUGUCUUGGAAUUGAAAGAGGAUAAUGACAGACGGAGCCUUUCAAGCACUGAGCAUAGGGACAGCAGAGGGUCGACGGGGCAAGUGGAUGGCUGCACUGUAGUCUGUGAAGCUGAAGAGGAGAAGGACAGUGUUGCUGAUGUGCCCACACGAGCUUCCAUCUUCAGGCCAGCAAUAAGGCCGCUAUCGCCCUUCCGACGACACAGCUGGGGACCCGGGAAAAACACAGGCAGCGAAACUGAGAUCAAUCAGCGAAGUUCUGUGAGAAUGCUUGGUGACGUUGUAAAGAGGCCACCAAUUCAUAGAAGAAGUUACAGCCUGGAAGGACUGGUACACGACAACGAGGUGACUAAGGAAACGACGCACACCGUGGAGUCUGUCUUGCGGAAUUCUCGUGACCCUCGACGAGGUCCAAUCGUCAACACUGAUGAGCGUGGAUCUCUCGUCUCACUGACCGAGGAAGAGAUGGAGUCUGACCACAGCGAGGGUAGCGUGUUCGAAAACCCGAAGCUGACGAGGGUACAGCUACAUUCUGCCCCUCUGCUGACUAAAUCCAUUUCAUUGCAAGUCAUCAGCCCACCAAGCACAGACAGUUUAAGAUCAUCCACCAGUAACUCUCUUGGCCCAAGCAUUUCAGAAGAGGAUAAUAGCCAAGUGCCACCAAGUCCAACACGGAAGGAUUCAGAAGGGAAAGGCAGCACUAAAGUGUCUCGAACUUUCAGCUACCUCAAAAACAAAAUGUCAAGUGGGAAACACAAGAACAAAGAGAAAGAGAAAACAAAAGAGAAGGAGGUAAAGGACAAGGACAAGAAAACUGUAAACGGACACGUUUUUACUACAAUCAUAGCAUAUCGUUCUCCGCAAUGUCACCAGUGUAACAAAGCUGUUGCCUGCCGAGAGGCGUACCUCUGUACCAGUUGUAAUGCACAAGUUCACAAGGGCUGCAGGGAUAAUCUGCCCUCCUGUAACAAGAUUAAACAGAAGCAACAAAAAGCCCCUCAGGCCCAGGAUUCUUCAACAUUACCCACUGUUGUCAACAUGAGAAACAAAACUUUCCAACCCAAAGAACGCCCAAGGUCAGCAAUAAUCCUUCAAGAUGACAACCUAUUGAAUGCUCCUAAUAGGAAAAUGCCCCUCUACCGAUCACUGUCCAAGAGUAUGUCGAUAGCCAACAUCGCAGGUCCUGCGAUUGAUGAAACCUCCCUUGCUUCUUGGCGGGUUUUGUCUCAGUCGACUGACUCUCUAAACCACAUAAAACAAGUGACAGAGUCGAUGGAGUCACUGACUGAUGAAGACUCUGCAUUUGUACUCCACGUUCCCACAGGUACAGAUGUCCUGGAUGGGCAGCUGAUGGGAGAAUUUGAGUCGGAUGCUAAAGAGCUGGAAGCGGACUCCUGGAGUCUGGUGGUAGACAACAACUUUGUGUGUCAGCAGAAGAAAGAAGUGAUUAAGCGGCAGGAUGUCAUCUAUGAGUUAAUGCAGACGGAAAUGCACCAUCUUCGAACCCUGAAGAUCAUGUCUGAAAUCUACAGCAAAGGGAUGACAAAGGAGCUGCAAUUUGAAACCUCAACAGUGGAACGUAUCUUUCCCUGCUUGGAAGAUCUGAUUGAUAUUCACACACAGUUCUUCUAUCGGAUUCUAGAGAAGAGAAAAGAAUCCUUGGUAGCAAACAGUGACCGGAACUUCUUUAUUAAAAAGAUUGGUGACAUCUUGAUGAAUCAGUUCUCUGGACCAAGUGCUGAGCGCAUGAAGAAGACCUAUGGGAAAUUUUGUGGGCAGCACAACGAUGCGGUGAAUUUUUGCAAGGAGCUCUUGGCACGAGAAAAGAAAUUCCAGGCCUUUGUCCGGAAAAAAAUGAGCAGUUCCAUAGUUCGAAGAUUAGGAAUCCAGGAAUGUAUAUUACUGGUUACUCAAAGGAUAACUAAGUAUCCAGUGAUAGUCCAGAGGAUAAUACAGCACACCAAAGAAAAUGAUGAUGAUCAUGCUGACCUCACAAAAGCACUGGCAAUGAUAAAAGAGGUGAUUGCAGCAGUGGAUAACAAAGUAAGUGAAUGUGAAAAGAAAACCAGACUCCAGGAGAUCCACAGCAGAACGGAGACCAAAGCAAUCAUGAGGCUGAAGAGUGGCCAGAUGUUUGCAAAGGAAGACUUAAUACGAAGAAAGCUGGUACACGAUGGACCUGUUAUGUUAAAGAAUGCAGCAGGAAGACUAAAAGAAGUCCAGGCUGUAUUGCUUUCUGAUGUGUUGGUAUUUCUUCAAGAGAAGGAUCAGAAGUAUACUUUUGCUGCACUGGACCAGAAGUCUACUGUGGUGCCCCUGCAGAAGCUUAUUGUACGCGAAGUGGCACACGAGGAAAAGGGGUUGUUCCUCAUCAGUGCCGCAGCCCAAGUACCGGAGAUGUACGAGGUACACGCCAGCUCCAAAGAGGAGAGGACUAACUGGAUGCAAAUCAUUCAGCAGACUACAAGCACAAUGGGGCAGGAUGAAGAUGAAGGAAUCCCGAGUGAGUCUGAGGAAGACAGGCGGCAGCUAGAGAGCAGAGCCAAGGAGCUAAAAGAGAAACUGCAGGAAAGAGACCAACAAAUCCUUUCGCUCUUGGAAGAAAAACUGAGACUGUACAAGGAGAUGGCGGAGACCAGUGGGCACGAAGAAGCUUCUCAGAGUCUGAAUACCAGGAACUUCUUCAGAGCAAAUUUAGAGGAUGCCCCAAAGGGAGAGUCACUGCUCAAAGACGCAAUGAAAGAAGUCGAAACUCUGCAGAAUGUCCUGUCUCUGAGCUUUGGAGGUGCUAUCGGACAGCAGACAGCCAGCAUGGCAGAGCAGGAGGGAAUCACGGGCCACAUCUCCUUACCCAGGCGGGCCGAGACCUUUGGAGGCUUCGACAGCCAUCAGAUGAGUGCCACGAAAAAUGGAGAGAAGGAUGAAGUGGAAGAUGGGCAAGACCUUCGCAGAACUGAGUCAGACAGUGUUUUAAAGAAGGGACUGACUUCGAAUCUGCUGCUGCCAAUCAGAAAGAAUGAGUAUGUGCUUCAGAAGGUGUUGAGUCUACAGCAGUUGCUGCUUGGAUUACAGGCUGUUGUGGUGCAACAAGAUUCAUUCAUUGAGGACCAGAAGCAAGCUUUGAGUGAGAGGAGUGAGCGUUUGACCAGAUCGUCCUUGCGGCCCAACUCGCUGAUUGAGCAGGAGAAGCAGCGGAGUUUGGAAAAACACCGUCAAGAGCUGGCAAACCUGAAGCGGCAGCAGGCGCAGCACCUGGAAGAGAAGAAGAAAUGGGAAAGGGAAUGGGAGAUGAGGGAGAAGGAGCUCGGCGAUCAGGAAGGCAGGGUGGCCCUUCUCAAUGCCGAGACAGCGAAGUUACAGAAGGAGGUGGAGAAGCAGAGAGAGGAGCUUCAGUUGAGGAAAGAGGAGUAUCAACAGGACUUGGAGAGGCUGAGGGCCACACAGAAGCAGUUGGACAAGGAGAAGGAGCAGCUGAAGAGGAAGGAAGAGCUGCUAACUCACCAAAGACAGGAUCGCCUUUCACACUCGGAUUCCCUCAGUUCACAGGCUUCAGAUCGGGAGAUUACAACACCAGUAGGCACUUUGACCGAGGGAUCUCCAAGCUUAACAAAGCAUUAUUGUAAUUCAUUAAACCAGGAACGUUUGGACAUGCACCUUACAAAGGAGGACAUGGAGACUUCUCCCAGUCCCCCUUGCAAAGACUCAAAACAAAGCAAUGCCAAGAACCUCGCAAGUCAACCGCGGAACACCACAAGUCCGACAAACAACCCACUCCCACCACGGUUACUCAAGCUCGCAAAACCAAAGGAGAAGAAGUCCAAACACCGUAAGGGCAAAGGUCACCGGUCUGGAAACCUGCCACCCGAGUACAAUCCAGAUGUCCUACCAGCAGCAGACAGCUCAAUGCUGAAUCAGAAAGCACCAGAUAAAAAGCAUCCUGCACCUGAACUACAGGGGAAUGAAGAGGUUUUCUACUGCUGAGCUUUCCUGCUUUAGAGACUAUGUGGAGAUUGGGGAGGGGGUUAGAGAGAGGACUGGAACCCCUCGAGUACUCCAAGGUGUGUGGAUGUCUACAAUUUGUGUGACCAGAUGUGUGUCAUCCACACUGUCUUCCACGUUGCUCUGUGAUGAUGGUAUCGAUGGAACUGCAUGCAUAAAUAAUAUAUAAUAUAUAUUUAAUUGGUACAUCAAUCUCUCUCUCUCUAGAACAAAAGAAUUGAUUGAGAAACAUUGAACAAAAGGACAAAAAACAAAAUCUAGUUAAAUUGAAGUCCAUCUCUGCCAGCAACUUCUGAACCAAAAUUGUAGGCAAAGUUUUAAGAUGCUAUUGGAAACAGAUGCUGAUUAAAUUGGAGUGGAGAAACAAAUUGUUCAGUAUUUCUUGAAGUGGUGCAGUCUUCUAAGGCGUGACAUUUUCACUCGGUAUGUUGUAUGUGUUGGGCAUUGUUCUAAUGCAGGAGGUAUUGUACUUGAGUCGAGCACUGCUCUUGUGCGAUGCUCCUACUUCAGCCCCUCUGAUUUGGCCCACUACCAGCUAGUGACCGCUGUGUUGCCACCAGUACCUCAAACCUGAGAUGCGUUCUCCCAACAUAAAUCAUUCGGGAAGGGCGGCAUAUGGAAUUGGAACACCGAGGGUUUCUUUCUUUUAAAACAAGAGUUCCAGCACAAUAUGAGCGUUUGAUCAAAACACUUUUCUGAAAAGCUAGUAGCAACACUCUGCUCCCUUCUCGCGUUCGUUCCAGACUUAGCUAUUGACUUUGAGGUGGUUGGAGGGGAUUCCUGGCAUUUUUAAACCCACCCCUCCAAAAAUUAUCCAGCCAUUCAUUUUUCCAGUGACUGAACAAACCACUGACUGAAAUAGGAAAGGAGAAUACGAGUAAUGCAGGGCUAGAGAGAUUGAUUUGCCAGCUAAGUGGGUCACUUAGAAUUUCUGGCGUUGGUGUGUGGGAUGAAUUCUCCCCUCUGCGCCAUCAACCUACAUUGUAAAUAAAAUUGCAGUGAGUGCAAUGGUUUUUAAUAUGUGCAUUUCUCCCAUUUGAGGGAGCGAAAGGUUCAUCCCUGAGAUUUUGUUUUCCUUCAAACAUGUUAAUAUUUAAAUCUUGAGGGGAAGAAAUUGUCAAAUAUCGGUGUAAAAUUAAAUUCUGAAUGUAUAAUGUUUUUAAAAGCAGAAAUUGUAAAGCUACAAAGGUGGAAUUAAUGCACGAUGGUUUAUACUUGAUUUUUUUUUCCUAUUGCUUUAAUUUCCAUUCUACUAGAAUGUUAAUUGGGAUAUUUUAAUUGUCUAUGUUUAGAUCAUCUCAUCAUUUUUAACAUUGAUAGUGUCUUCUUUUGGCUGGCCUGCUUAUGAUUUGAUGGGGAAACAUGAGAUGGCGGAGUGUGUAAGGUACUGGCCUUUCAUCUGGAACCUGGGUUCACAUUCAGCCUGGACUGAUGGGGGUCAAAGUCUCUUGAGGCAGCAUUAAAGAGUUCCAUAUGGAAUGAGUUUGGGCAGUCUCAGUCCAGCCCCUGGCACAAAACUGCCUGUAAUUUGGCACUAAAUAGGGAAUCUCACUCUCAGGGGUGUUGGCAUGGUUAGCUGGUGGGAGAAGAUGGAAAAAUGUCACAUUGGCGCCAAAGGGGGAAGCUUAAGACAUAAAGAAAAGGAAGCCUUAUUCUCACCUGAACAUUCUUGAUGCUAGCACCAGUUUCCCAAAAUGGGGAAUGUUCUACUCCACAGCACUAACAACCCUCACCUUGUUGAACACAAACUCACAUUACCACUGAACACCUACAACUUUCUAAAUACGCCUCAUCAAGGGACACUGGACAGUUUCUUCAACACCCUCUGGUUUGUUAGUGUUAAUGUUUGGAGGGAAUGGGGACACAGUAGGAAGUAACUGUAGAGGGACCACAAUCACCAAUUUACCUUUAACCCCUGAUACCUCUAUCUUACUGCAAGGUACCUUAACACUGAAGGAGGGAAGUGCCAGGCUUAAAAUAGAGACCGAGUGAGGUGAAGUGAAGCCACAUGGAGGACACCAACUGAUCAGUUGCUAUUGUGUCCCAGAUGACUUUUGACUUGUGGACUGCUAAUGGUCCCUUUUGGGUCAGGAAUAUAGGAACAGGAGGAGGCCAUUCAGCCCUGAAAGCCUGUUCUGCCACACAAUUGAAUGCAGUUAUUCUGUAUCUUAACUCCACCUUAGCCACUUUGGUUCCUGAACCUUUAAUAUACCCUUGCCUCACAAAAGUCAAAGAAUUGUCAUUAUUCCAUGGUCCACUCCAGACAACACAAGGCCAACUUGAAAGGGGUAUCAUCUCUUAGCAUGGUUUGAUAUCGUGAAGCACUUUAAAAGAGCAAAACUUUUUUUUAAACCUGUACACUGUUGUAAGCUUUCUUACUGCUUUAAUCAGAAAACAAUCAGAUUCCAUGGCUGUGUUAUUCAUCAUCAAUUCCAAAUGCACAUGUCAGGGAAUCAUACCAAGUAGAAGAUGCCAUUUCAGUUAUCUUUUGGACUUCCUCUUGCUCAAGAGGAAAUAGAUGCAUUUUUAUCAAACACAGAAUCCAUAUACAGGGAGAAUACAACCACUGGUGCAAGCUUCUACCAGAUCCUGUGGUCUAGUUUCGAUUUAACAAUCUUAAGAGCUGCUAUUAAUUUUAUAAUUAAAAAAAGUAUAUAGGGUGUUUUUGCCCCUAAGUUUUUGGUGCCUACUUUAUUGCAAUCUUUGCAAGUAAAUUAGAUGUGGUCAUUGCCCUUCAUUUCGGAAGAACGAUGGGUAUUGCUUGUGGAAUGGAGGAUGCAGAGUUCAUCCGCAGGUUACCUGGGGCAGUAUAGAUCCCAUCUGUGUGACUCCUUCCCACCACCCCACAAAAAUACUCCAGAAAUUUCAAUAGGGCUAUUAGCAAAGUUUCUCAGGGAACCCAUUCACAGCAGGUUCUUGUAGGCUCCACACUCCCAAUCCCCGUCCCUGCAAAAAAAAAUUUGAAUGUGGUAUUUCUGAUUACAUUCGCACUUCUCCCCUGAAAGUGAGAGAAGGUGUGGGUGGGACACUGGUUCCAUGGUCUUUGGGUAUCUCCUCACCUAAGUUAUCGUUUCUUUCUUGUCCAAGUUUAGUUUGAUGUGCGAGUAAUUUACCAUGAAGGGCAUCGUAUCCGAGCUCAGUCUGCUCCAGAUCUGAUGCCCAAGUGCAGUUGGGCACACUGUUUGCCGCUGGAGUCACUGCCACAGAGCAAGUGCCCUCCUCUCACACCAUCCCCUCCUUCACCAACCUCAGACUGCUGUAACAUUUACCCUUCUGUCCCACCUUUGACCAUUCAAUACAAACAGAAACAUUUAUUCCCCUUAAAAUAAAUGAAUUGAUUCUGAUUAUUUAAUAAGCACAGUAUGAUGAGAGAUCCUAGGAGCACAGUGUGGCAUAAUCAGGGUGACUGGCCUGCUUAAGUAUCUGGAUAACUAAUUCUGGACCAUUAAGCUCCCAAGAACUUUGUACAAAUGGCUUGCCCCAAUGAAAGGUUGUUGGGGGAAGAAGGGGGGGAAAUGCCAGCGCUGAAGGUGGUGUUGUUUAUCCAGAGGAGUGUUGCUAAAUGUAGCAAAACAGUGCCAGUGGCUACUGGAAUAGGGAAACUAGGAUUAACGCUUGGGCAAUGAUACUUGCACAUCAAGAGAAGCGAUAAAACCACUCGAGCCUGUGGUUAAUUUCCUGGUAGUUGUGUGGAGCCUGGGCUAUCAAUCCCUACUGUGUUUUUACUUAAAGAGUAGCCUGUGAUAUGCGCUCUAUUGCAACACUCACAUCAGUGUGGAUUUUAGUUCAUUGUGGGAGGGUAACAAAUAUUAUACCAAAUACUUGCCAAUUUUAAAAUCAGAAACUGGAAAUACAUGGCAGGUUUGUAAGCAUCUGUAAAGAACAAAGACGGGUUAACACAAAUGCAAAUUUAAAUUGUCAAUUCUGUUGAUGGGUCUUUACUCAUUUCACAUCCUGAUUAACGUGUCCCCUCCAGCAUUUUGUUUGUUCUGUGGAUUUCAGUGUUCUCUAGUUUUUCUCUUUAACUUAGAACCCAUGUUUGGAGUAUCCAAAAAAAAAGAGCUGACUAUAUAUCUACAGGAUUGGCAGACUUAGUUAAAAUGGGUAAUAUUUUCAUUUGUAAACAGCUACCAAUAGGUGCAAUUAUAUCUGUCUUGUUUUAAGAUGGCGCCUUAUCAAAUUACACUGUCCUCCUUGUACAGCAGAACACGAGGGGUUUCUUUGCCGCUCCAUGCUGCUGUCAUCGUUUUGGGCAAUGUUCUAAAGGAGUGAGAACUCCUGAUUAUUCAUGAGCUCAUCUCUAUCAAAAGCUGCAGUCCAGCUAUUAACCAUUCUGACUUUGAAAAUCUUCAUCAUUAUUGUACACUGGUUAACCUGUUCAUAUUAGAUUCCUGUCUGUAUUAAUUCAGCACAGUUAAUCUGUUUGAUUUUGUGACUUUUGAAAUAGCACAGACAGAAAUGUAAUACUAACAUAUUAACCAUUAGAGAUAGCGCACAGAGGAAUGUAACCCUAAGGUGCUUAUUUUUAAUCUGUUUUGAUUAUUUUUUGAUAGACAGGCGAGAUUUUUAUUUGAGUUCUGAAAACCUUUACUUUUUUUUUUAGUAUUUCUACCUUCCUGUGAAGUCCCAGGACAGGGAUUUUACCUCCUUUUGUGAUCAUUUUCCAUGUGAAUUUUUAACAAGUGUUUAAUGCCUCUCCCUCCCUGUGUACUGUGAGUUUGGUAAAUGCAUACCAACCUCCCCCUCCUCACCAGUUCAUGUAUAAUCUUGGACCAUCAGCCAGUUCCUAAAGGGCUACUAGAUACUGAGAAGACUUCGUCGGGUCAUAUUCUAACUCACUCAAAACCCAUCCACUUACAGAGUGAAAAAAAAAUCAGGCCUGUUAUGUUUCUAGAAAAGGUGACACUCCCCGUGACCCCGACUCUCGGGAGUGCUGUCGAUCCAGUCAGGUUUUGAACUCUCCCAGACCUCUCCUAAACCAGCGGGCACCAAACUUCCUAACAGAGAUGCCGAUCAUUCACCAGUGCUAGUAAAGGGUCUCUGCACUUUCAACAUCCCCUCGAGCCCCACCCCCAGUUUCUCCACACUGUUUCAAACCGCUUGAUUCAGACGCGCCUGCCUUGUACUGAAAACAUUUAUGCACUAACUGAAUUGUGGACGUGCUCAGGAUGUCUCUCAAGCAUUUUAUAUACCUCUCUGCUUUCAAAAAAAAAAAUUCCUGAGGGUAAACAAAAAAAAAUCUACUUGUACGAAGGUACACCUUGUAUUUUUCUCGAUUUUGUGUACAAAAAAAAUUAUAAGGGUGAAAACCUAAUUAUUUUAUCUAUGAUGUAAUUAAUGUAUAAAAGUGGAAACUGUAAACAUAGUUUCAUUUCUGUAAUGUUUCCGUGAUCGCUGGUAGCCUUUUUGUAAUUAAACCUUUAUUUAUCAUCAUUUUCCCGUAAUAGAUUAUAAGCCAAUGUAAAUUUCAGUUCCCCCACAAUAAACAUUUACACAAUAGA
Carcharodon carcharias (great white shark) is the source of this 12979-nucleotide messenger RNA. Its product is annotated as A-kinase anchor protein 13-like. The record is from RefSeq and is a predicted model, not a curated record. The transcript is spliced from 39 exons. Gene Ontology annotation, biological process: adrenergic receptor signaling pathway; positive regulation of canonical NF-kappaB signal transduction; regulation of Rho protein signal transduction. NCBI's taxonomy places the organism in Eukaryota, Metazoa, Chordata, Chondrichthyes, Lamniformes, Lamnidae. The coding region runs from base 480 to 7460 and encodes 2326 amino acids. Gene Ontology annotation, cellular component: membrane; actin cytoskeleton. Gene Ontology annotation, molecular function: MAP kinase scaffold activity; guanyl-nucleotide exchange factor activity.